AUGGAGAAACAAUUUGAACGUAUUCAUACAAAGAAAGGGAACUACAGUAAGUCACUAGUUUCAAACCAAGAAGAUGUAGAUGAUUUAGCAACCUUGGAGGUACUGGAUGAGAAUACAGUGACAGAGCAGUUGCAGAAGAGUUAUGCCAAGGAUCAGAUCUACACGUAUGUUGGGGACAUUCUCAUAGCUGUCAAUCCAUUUCGGAAUGUAGACAUUUAUUCUUCACAGCAUUCCAAACUGUAUAUUGGAGCCAAACGGACUGCCAACCCUCCUCAUAUUUUUGCUGUUGCUGACAUUGGUUAUCAGUCCAUGGUGACAUACAACUCUGAUCAGUGCAUCGUUAUUUCUGGGGAAAGUGGAGCUGGCAAGACACAAAGUGCCCAUCUUCUAGUUCAGCAGCUCACUGUCCUGGGCAAGGCUAAUAACAGGACUCUACAGGAGAAAAUCCUCCAGGUGAAUAACCUUGUAGAAGCAUUUGGAAAUGCAGGCACUAUCAUCAAUGAUAACUCCAGCAGAUUUGGAAAAUAUUUGGAAAUGAAAUUUACUUGUGGUGGCACUGUAGUAGGAGCUCAGAUUUCAGAGUACCUCCUUGAAAAAUCCAGAGUUGUCCACCAGGCAGUAUAUCUGCAAAACGAUCAUUUCAGAAUAGUGCAAGACUUUAUGAACAAUAGCUUUUAUAAGUCGCAGUUUGAAUUAAUUGAACAGUGCUUCAAAGUCAUAGGUUUUACACUGGAGGCAGAUGAGCUGCAAGAGGCCCUCACCUCUCACUGUGUAGUGACUCGAGGAGAAACAAUUAUUCGUCCCAAUACUGUGGAAAAAGCCACUGAUGUCAGAGAUGCGAUGGCCAAAGCUCUCUAUGGGCGCCUGUUCAGCUGGAUAGUCAAUCGCAUCAACACUCUUCUCAAACCUGACAAACAUUUAAGUGGAAGUGAUGAUGGUUUGAACAUUGGAAUUCUUGAUAUCUUUGGCUUUGAGAAUUUCAAGAAGAAUUCUUUUGAACAACUCUGUAUCAACAUUGCCAAUGAACAGAUUCAGUUCUACUUCAAUCAACAUGUCUUUGCCUGGGAACAGAAUGAGUACCUGUAUGAAGGUGUCGAUGCAAGAGUUAUAGAAUAUGAGGACAACAGGCCACUCUUAGAUAUGUUCUUACAGAAACCAAUGGGCUUAUUAUCCCUGCUUGAUGAAGAAAGUCGAUUCCCACAAGCAACAGAUCAGACACUUGUAGAAAAAUUUGAGGAUAAUUUGAAGUCAAAGUAUUUUUGGAGACCCAAAAGAGUAGAUUUAACAUUUGGGAUUUAUCAUUAUGCAGGAAAGGUUCUGUAUAAUGCAAGUGGAUUCCUGGCCAAAAAUAGAGAUACUCUGCCAGCUGAUAUUGUGCUGCUUCUGCGAUCGUCUGAAAACAAUCUGAUACGACAGUUGGUAACGCAUCCUCUUACAAAAACAGGUAACCUGGCACACAGUAAAAGCAAAACUACAAUCAGUUACCAGAUGUGGACCCCCCAGAAAUCAAUCAGUCGUACAAAGUACUCUCUCAUGGAUUUGUUAUCCAAAAUGGUGGUUGGCCAGCCUCAUUUUGUCCGGUGCAUCAAACCGAACAACGACCGGCAGGCAAACAAGUUUGAUAAAGAAAAAGUGCUGGUUCAGCUGCGUUACACAGGAAUUCUGGAGACAGCAAGAAUUCGAAGACAGGGUUAUUCGCACCGCAUACUCUUUGCUAACUUCAUAAAACGGGAAUCUCUUAGAAAGAAAGAAACUGAGAAUGCAGCAUCCUCUAGUGAAAAGGAGAAGGACAAAGAACUUCAAGAAAAUGAGGAAUGUACAGCUGGAGUGAAGAGUGCCCUUCCUAAAACAGAAGAAGAAGCAGCUAUCGUUGUUCAAAGCAAUUACAGGGGCUACAGAGCCCGUAAAAAAAUAAAGGAAGAACGCAAAAAAAUAGCAGAGGAAGAAUUAUCUGUUGUGGAAUAUCUUGAAGCACAGCUGCAGCCAGCUGAAGAUGUUACACUGGAAGAAGCAGAGAAUGAGGAGACUCAAGGAGAAGGUGAUGCUGUUAAUGAUAAUGAGCACACUGGGAAUGGUGACAUAGGAAAUGUACAGGAGCAAAAGAUAAUAUCUGCUAAAGAAGAGAGAGCUUCUGUGAAGCAGAGGCCUGCAGUAGAGCAUUCUGAUGAAGGUGAAGAACAGGCAUCCUUGAAAGAAUCAUCCAGCAAAGCUUCUGUCAAAAUCACAGCUGAACCUGGUCCCCAGCAGGAGCAAGCUAACCAAGACACACACAGUGCAGAUGGGCAAAAUCAAGAAUCUGCCGUGGUCCAGCCUGAGACCAACAAGGAUGUGGAAAGAAACCAUCUGAAACAAGAAAUGAUACCUAGAGGAUGUAAAGGAGUUGUAAGAAAAGAGUCUCUAAGAGGUUCACGGAAGCAAGUUGAAGCAGAAAAACAAAGUUUAGAGGACAAAGAGAAAGCAGCAGUGGUUAUUCAGAGCAAUUACCGGGGUUACAAAAGGAGAGGACAACUCAGAAAAGAAGGGAAAUUACCUUGCAAAAGUCAAGAGAACACUGCAAAGGAGUCAACAGAAGCAGUACACAUUCAAAAUAAAGAUCUCCAAACAAAAAAAAAUAAGGAAAGCACUGUGACAGAGGCUGAGGGCUCUAAGACACAGAAGGGAGGAUCUGAAAAAGAGACUUGUGAUUUGGCGGCCUUUUCACGGCAGAUAUCAAAAUUAUCUGAAGACUACUUAGCAUUGCAGCAAAAAUUGAAUGAAAUGAUACUGUCACAUCAGCUGAGACCUGUGAUGAUGUCCAAAGAUAAGCAAACUAACAACCAACAUUCUUCUCAUGUUUGUCAGUCAGUUGCAGCCAAAGUAGAAGACACUCGCCCACUGCAAAGACCCCCAAGGAGGCCGCGGAAGCCCAAGACAUUAAAUAACCCUGAAGACUCCACCUACUACACUCUAAUACACAAAUCAAUACAAGAUGAAAAACGGAAACCAAGAAAAGAAAGUCUGGGCAAGGUGCUAGAUUUAGAUAUCUACUAUCAUGAAAUUUCAUCUACUGGUUCCACCUCAAAGGACAGCAGCUCUACCACAAAAAGAAAGAGGCAUCCCAUCGAGCGCAGAACUUCAACUUUAAGAGCUACUGAGAGGUCAAGGGUUGCGGAGAGCCCCCUGGAAGAAAGCAGAGCAGAAGAUAAUCCCUAUGACUACCGGAGGCUGCUGCGGAAGACCUCGCAGCGCCGGCGCCUUAUCCAGCAGUUCUAG
Molecule: messenger RNA, 3252 nt
Organism: Phasianus colchicus (ring-necked pheasant)
Lineage: Eukaryota; Metazoa; Chordata; Aves; Galliformes; Phasianidae
Source: RefSeq, a predicted model, not a curated record